This is a messenger RNA of Pan troglodytes (chimpanzee), 2937 nucleotides long. RefSeq names its product eukaryotic translation initiation factor 2 subunit gamma (gene EIF2S3). Gene Ontology annotation, molecular function: tRNA binding; GTPase activity; translation initiation factor activity. Gene Ontology annotation, cellular component: cytosol; eukaryotic translation initiation factor 2 complex. The record is from RefSeq and is a predicted model, not a curated record. Bases 333 to 1751 code for a protein of 472 amino acids. Lineage: Eukaryota; Metazoa; Chordata; Mammalia; Primates; Hominidae. Gene Ontology annotation, biological process: formation of translation preinitiation complex. The transcript has 12 exons.
CUCCCAGGCCAGCGCGCGCGCCGGGUUGCAUCACCCGCCUCGCACGGGCCGGCGGGGCGGGGGUUUGGUGGCUGCCCUCAGUAUUGCCUGCACAAAUAUCUACCAGGUCUGCGACGAAUAGCUCCAGCAACUUCGCACCGUGUUUUCCACUCAGCCUACCGACAGGCACUGUGCAGAUUCAAGCGGAGAGAUGUCCAAGCAGUGAGGCCGCUGCUGCACCGGCCAUCCUGAGCCCCUACUCGGCCUUCCCGUCUCCGCUUCCCCGCCCCGCACUAGGACCCCUGCAGACGAUCAUGCGGCAGCCGGGGUGACUUCCUUCCUCUUUUGGCAACAUGGCGGGCGGAGAAGCUGGAGUGACUCUAGGGCAGCCGCAUCUUUCGCGUCAGGAUCUCACCACCUUGGAUGUUACCAAGUUGACGCCACUUUCACACGAAGUUAUCAGCAGACAAGCCACAAUUAACAUAGGUACAAUUGGUCAUGUAGCUCAUGGGAAAUCCACAGUCGUCAAAGCUAUUUCUGGAGUUCAUACUGUCAGGUUCAAAAAUGAACUAGAAAGAAAUAUUACAAUCAAGCUUGGAUAUGCUAAUGCUAAGAUUUAUAAGCUUGAUGACCCAAGUUGUCCUCGGCCAGAAUGUUAUAGAUCUUGUGGGAGCAGUACACCUGAUGAGUUUCCUACGGACAUUCCAGGGACCAAAGGGAACUUCAAAUUAGUCAGACAUGUUUCCUUUGUUGACUGUCCUGGCCACGAUAUUUUGAUGGCUACUAUGCUGAACGGUGCAGCAGUGAUGGAUGCAGCUCUUCUGUUGAUAGCUGGUAAUGAAUCUUGCCCUCAGCCUCAGACAUCGGAACACCUGGCUGCUAUAGAGAUCAUGAAACUGAAGCAUAUUUUGAUUCUACAAAAUAAAAUUGAUUUGGUAAAAGAAAGUCAGGCUAAAGAACAAUACGAGCAGAUCCUUGCAUUUGUCCAAGGUACAGUAGCAGAGGGAGCUCCCAUUAUUCCAAUUUCAGCUCAGCUGAAAUACAAUAUUGAAGUUGUUUGUGAGUACAUAGUAAAGAAAAUUCCAGUACCCCCAAGAGACUUUACUUCAGAGCCCCGGCUUAUUGUUAUUAGAUCUUUUGAUGUCAACAAACCUGGCUGUGAAGUUGAUGACCUUAAGGGAGGUGUAGCUGGUGGUAGUAUCCUAAAAGGAGUAUUAAAGGUGGGCCAGGAGAUAGAAGUAAGACCUGGUAUUGUUUCCAAAGAUAGUGAAGGAAAACUCAUGUGUAAACCAAUCUUUUCCAAAAUUGUAUCACUUUUUGCAGAGCAUAAUGAUCUGCAAUAUGCUGCUCCAGGUGGUCUUAUUGGAGUUGGAACAAAAAUUGACCCCACUUUGUGCCGGGCUGACAGAAUGGUGGGGCAAGUACUUGGUGCAGUCGGAGCUUUACCUGAGAUAUUCACAGAAUUGGAAAUUUCCUAUUUCCUGCUUAGACGGCUUCUAGGUGUACGCACUGAAGGAGACAAGAAAGCAGCAAAGGUUCAAAAGCUGUCUAAGAAUGAAGUGCUCAUGGUGAACAUAGGAUCCCUGUCAACAGGAGGGAGAGUUAGUGCUGUCAAGGCCGAUUUGGGUAAAAUUGUUUUGACCAAUCCAGUGUGCACAGAGGUAGGAGAAAAAAUUGCCCUUAGCCGAAGAGUUGAAAAACACUGGCGUUUAAUUGGUUGGGGUCAGAUAAGAAGAGGAGUGACAAUCAAGCCAACAGUAGAUGAUGACUGAAGAAUACCAGUUAAAUAAUACAUUCGGAUGGAUUUGGAAGUUGGAAUUCCUCUUAACAACCAAGGGGUUUAUUUUCAAAGCAAUAUUGGGGAAUUGAUUUCACAGUUCGUUACCUUAGUAGGUAACUGUAAGGUUAUUCUCUUUUUUUUUUUUUUUUUUUUUUGGUUAUGAAAACUUAGGGACUAAAAUUAAUAUAAAAAUUGGCAUAAUGUUGGAUUGAAUUUACAUUUUGGCAGAAGUUAAACAUUCCCACAUAAUGUCAAAAUUAUACAUCAUGCAGUUUUGUUUUUUUGUUUGUUUUAUUUUGUUUUGUUUUUGAGUCUGGCUCUGUCACCCAGGCUGGAGUGCAGUGGCGUGAUCUGCAACCUCUGCCCCCGGGUUCAAGCAAUUCUCCUGCCUCAGCCUCCCGAGUAGCUGAGAUUACAGGUGCGCGCCACCACACUUGGCUAAUUUUUGUAUUAUUAGUAGAGACGGGGUUUCAGCAUGUUGGCUAGGCCGGUCUCUCCUGACCUCAGGGUGAUCAGCCCACCUCGGCCUCACAAAGUGCUGGGAUUACAGGCGUGAGCCACCUUGCCCAGCCCACAUCAUACAGUUUGAAAUGAAACUUUGCCACAACCAGCCUUUGCUGUAGCACACACAUAUAUCACUGAACCUGUUUGAAAUAAAGUUUUUUUUCUUUUUCAUGAUUCGUCUUUGAGUACCUCCAGGCUGAAAGACUGUUGUACCAGUAAAAACUUAAAGGCACAAAUUCUCCUUGAAGACCUUCUCCCUUAUAUGUGGCCCCAUAUUUUAUGUUGCUUUAUCUUUGAAAUUUUGCAUGAAAAGGAAAUGAAUGGGUUCGAAUGAAAUUGUCCUUUAGAGCAUGAUUACUUGUUCCCAUGGACAAAUAUUUUUCUCCCCUUGCUCUUCCUGGCCUGAAACACGGGAAACCAGAGUCAAAAGUUAUCUCCCUCUCCCUGUGAUGCCUUGAGAUUUUUUUCUGCGUUGUUUAAUGCCUGAAAUCCAAGUCUUCCUCCAUUGGAAAAUACUGUUAUACCAAAUAAUUCUAGAUGAGUAACAAAGAUCUUUCUAGGCCUUCAUUUUAUGUUUUUUCUUAACUGUUAUAUUAUGAUUGUGACAUAGAUUAUACUACUACUAAUUUUUGGAUGUUUCAAAGGGUCAAAAAGUAAAAUAUGUUAGAAAACAA